AUGAAACUGGUGUACCUUGUCAUCUGGUAUUCCCCAAUCGGUGUGCUGUUCCUGGUGGCCCACAAGGUUGUAGAGAUGGAGAACCCAGAACAGACCUUCCAACAGCUGCUGUACUACUUCCUCACGGUCAUGGCCGGACUCCUCGCGCAUGGCUUUGUCUCACUUCCGCUCAUCUACUUCCUGUUUGUCCGGAAGAACCCACUGAAGUAUAUAGCAGGUGUAGCUCAGGCGAUAUUCACAGCACUCGGCACGGCCUCCAGCUCUGCAACUCUGCCAAUCACGAUGCGAUGCCUGGAGGAGAAUAAUGGAGUAGAUCCCCGUGUGACUAAGUUUGUAGCCCCUGUAGGUGCCACUAUCAACAUGGACGGCACCGCACUGUACGAGGCUGUAGCAGUCAUCUUCAUUGGUCAGAUGCAGGGAUACGACCUCAGCAUUGGUCAGAUCGUCAUCAUCAGCAUUACGGCAACAACGGCGGCCAUUGGUGCGGCAGGUGUUCCCCAAGCUGGCCUGGUUACCAUGGUGAUAGUGCUGACAGCAGUGGGAUUCCCCACAGAAGACGUCACGCUUAUCCUGGCUAUUGAUUGGCUACUGGACCGGUUCCGAACCGCCAUCAAUGUCCUUGGUGAUGCAUUCGGAGCGGGAAUUGUGGCUCAUCUGGCCAGGAAAGAACUGGAGAAAAUGGAUAAGGAUGUAGAGACUGGACAAGGAGAGAUCAACAAUGGCUAUAUAUCUAGCAUACUCGAGGAGGAGAGGCUAUAAACACAUGAUGGUUGCCGAAUUUUCUUACAGCCGUUUCCCUUUAUCUGGAAGUUGAAGGACUGACUGACUGACUGACUGAGUUUAGUUUUACGCUGCUUUUAGCAAUAUUCCAGCAAUAUCACGGCGGGGGACACCAGAAAUGGGGCUUAACUGGAAGUUGAAGGAAAUGUGAGUUGACUUAGCGGUUAAAGCGAUAGCUCGUCACGCUUAAGUCCAGGGUUCGAUUCCCAAAUUGGUGUACUGUUUCAUCAUUACCUGUGCCUUGUAUCGUGACGGCGAUUCAACUGUCUUCUUAAAUAGGUUGAACAAACCCGAUAUGACAGUCGUGAAAGGUAGAAUGGCUCCUUCGACAUAGAUACUAUUUACCUAGAUACUAAUGUUUGAGGUAAUCCAGAAAACCCUACUGCCGUCUUGAAUCUUAUCUCUUUCCAUGCGUUUCUAUGACGAAUAGUGAACCCCGUUAUACCAGACACCCUCAGUGAAGUCGCAGGAGGACUACUUUUUAAAACGGAUAUAUUGUAAAUUGAGUUUUAUUUAAGUGAAUUAACAAUGAUUCGUUAAUCCGGAUAUUUGUUAUUCAGGACGAUGUUUACUAGAAGGAUCAGUGUCCGGUUUAACGGGGUUUGACUAAAGCGAGCCCUUCUGGUGAUUUGGUCGAGUAGAUGUUUGAAGUUAUUGUGAAAGACUUGAUGACCGUGUACAUUUGUCAUGUUUGAUUUUAAUUAAGUAAGUGAAAGACUACCAGUAAUAUUUCGCUGAAAGAAUAGUAUUUUAUGGCUUAAGUUGUUUACCUGCUGAAAGGAUACCCCAUGUUCAAACUUUGUUCACAUCCCAAUGUCUUUCAAUAAUGUUUUUUUGUCCUUUGACAUGUGAAAAAAUAUUAGAGACGUCACAGGGUUGUGGUAUGUGUAUGUACAUAGUGUAAAUAGAAACUCUCAGUGUGUAACAUGUAAAAUAUACGACUCCGUUCCCAUAAUCUACACACAGAAAAACCACAAGAUUUACUCCGACAUUAAUAGAUGGAGAGCAAGGACCAACGGGGUUGACUAUACGAUGUAAACAAGUCUUUAUUUAACCCAACACAGAAGAAAACAUAUUUGUUUGCGCACAAUGUAGACUUAAGUCCUUGUACAGAUGUAACCGUUUAUAUAGGCAUGGGAUAUUCCUUUACUCACUGUGCAAUCAGGAAAAACAGAUAUUACGUGAUAUACAGGGUUUAUUCAAACAUGUGAUCAAUACCGAACUAGGAUAUACAAUAUUUUCGAUAUUUCUGUACGGUCUAAAGAUGCCUUCAUAAAACCUGACAUUUGUUUCCGCUAAAUACAGACUUUACCCAAUUUUGAAAUGACUGUCUCUUAUAGUUAUACGGUAAGAAGGGUUGUUCUUUUGAGUGCAAUGCUGAAAUAACACAGGUAUUGUCUUAUGGUUACUGAAAGAGGUAAUAAAUGUGAUAGGAACGGAUUUUCUAUACGAUAUAAAGAUCGUAAAACCUUAUAAUGAAAAAACGUAUUUGUAUACGCAAAAAAAUUUUUUUCAAACACGCCAUGUUGAUACGUUUGGACACCUGCCGGCCCGAGCCAUGAUGAAGUGAUUCUGAAACCAAUCAAGGCCAGACGUCCUGAUAAAUCAAACAUCACACCACGAGGUGCCUUACCCACACGCACGCACGCACGCACGCACGCACACAGAGGGAAUAGUGAUCUAGAAGCCUGUAAAUGAUUCCUUAGAUGACUUCAAACCAUUUUAUGGAACAUAGUUCUGCGAUUAUAUGUUGUUGAAGCUGUUAUACAGUGGGCGUAUAGUAGCGCAACGCACACGUUCAUGCGCGCGCGCGCACGCACACACACACACGCUGAAUAUUUUCACCACCCCACGAAAGGUUCUGCCAUCGGUAGGUUCGAAUCCUACAAUCCAUGACCUGUCGGCACCAUCCUUAGUGUUUAUCAAAUUUACCGCCUACAGCCUGCCGUUACUGUUGUAUUACAAGGACAUUAAGCACUGAAUACAACAGGACAUCACGUGGCAAGCCAGGAACUCCAGGCACUGCGUGUCCAAACCUAUUCUCCAUCCAUCCAUAUAAACAGUAGGAUAUUGCUGCAAGGAAAAUGCGGAAUACAGUUCUCCCUUAAACAUCAUGUGGCAAACCAGGAACUCCCGACACUGCGUGUCCAAACCUAUUCGCUAUAUCUAUACAAAUAAACAGUAGGAUAUUGCUGCAAGGAACAUGCAGGAUAUAGUUCCCUGUCUUAUCCCCAAAUUUUGACUACCUCACAGUUUAAGAAUACUUAAAUAUGUCUCCAUGUUAAGUUAUAGAACUUACCAUUCGCAGUUUUGCUAAAUCUGAACAUAUAGAGGGAAAAUUAACAAAACAUUCUAUGAUUCUUUGUGACUUUGUGAUUUUUACAGAAACGUACGGUACGGCGCGAUUUUUGUGACAACUCGCGUUAUUCCGGGGUGCGAACUCGCGCGGAGUGAAUGUACUUAAAACAGUUGUUCCUUACAGUAACAUGGGAUUCUUAGUAGAAAAAUAAAUGGAGAUCAUUGUUGAAAACCCAGUUGUUCAACAAAACCUACAGGACAAAUCAGUGCCUAUGACGCAAAGCGUUUUUGAGCAGUAAUCCCGACUAGUUACGGAAAGGGGCGAGUGGUCACGAUUUUAAGGCAUUGAAACGCACAGUCCUGAUAUAAACGUUGUGCUGAUAUAAACUUUGACAGGCGUUAUACUUAGAUUGUUUUAUAAUUAUAUAUAAUAUUCAGUUUUUGCCUUUACUUUGUUCGGUCCAGCCGCAAUAAUUGUUUUAAAUGUACGUUUUAUAUUAGUCGACUGCUCCAAUCAAAUAUAUGUACAGUAGCUAGGUUAAGCUACCGAGAAAUACAUCUGUUUAAAUAGUGCUCUUAUUCUACUGUCAGUUCUUAAAAGGGUGUCUAUAGAGGACUGAAUACCGAAAUCUAACGAAAUUAAUUUUUUUUAUUGCUUCAGAGCUAAAUAUUAUUUUCAGAAUAUCUCAACACAGUUUCAACUUCUUCAUAUUUUGGUAUUAUUGUCAUAUUGUAUGUUGUUUUUAGUAGCAAUAACGUUCCAGUCAUAUUUGACACUUUACAUAAACUUUACAGAAUUACAAGUUCCGUUUUAUUAAAUAUCUUGUUUAUGUCAUAUUUGUGUAUGAAUCAAGGAAAUUACAUCCACUGGUUGUAUAUUGUUUCAGUUGUAUAUUUACUCAAUUUUAUAAUUUUAUAUUUAAACAGAUGAAUAAAAUAUUUUCAAGUAG
This is a messenger RNA of Haliotis rubra (blacklip abalone), 4028 nucleotides long. RefSeq names its product excitatory amino acid transporter 1-like. Lineage: Eukaryota; Metazoa; Mollusca; Gastropoda; Lepetellida; Haliotidae. The record is from RefSeq and is a predicted model, not a curated record. The transcript is spliced from 5 exons. Gene Ontology annotation, biological process: L-glutamate transmembrane transport. Gene Ontology annotation, molecular function: glutamate:sodium symporter activity; L-glutamate transmembrane transporter activity; neutral L-amino acid transmembrane transporter activity. Gene Ontology annotation, cellular component: plasma membrane. Bases 1 to 759 code for a protein of 252 amino acids.